AUGGGGCGGACCUCGACCGGCAGCCCUGGCCUGGACAUGACUGUGCUCGUGCAGUACCUAUCCCGCAAGGGUCCCCCAGCCUCCCCCUAUCGCCAGCAGUACCUAUCCCGCAAGGGUCCCCCAGCCUCCCCCUAUCGCCAGCAGCCUUUGGCCAAGUUGGUAGCUCCACGAGGACGCUCAGAGCCCAGCUCUGGAGAGCUGAAGCAUCCGACCGUUCCCCACUGCUCCCAGGAGCGGUUACCUGGGCACUCUGUGCCCCUUAUUCCUGUCCGGGCCCAGGCCGAGGACCUGCCAGUAGGGCUCAAUUGCCUGGAGCCCGUUCAGCCCAUCCCCAAGUCCUUGUGGGAUCUCCCCGUUGCUCCUGCCCCUGGUCUGAGUGGCAGGCCAUCUUACAAGCACCGGGACACUUCGCAUCAGUGGUGUCAAGACAAUCCUUCCGUGAUCCUGCAAGCCCUGUCUUCCUUCCGGGAUCAGCAAGCCAGUGCUGUGUGCUCCGAAUUCCAGGGCAUCCUCCAGCUCAGCCACUGCACUGAGCACAAGGACUCUCUGUGGGGCCCAGGAGCAGGAAGUCACCCCUUUGGGGCCCACAACACCCGGCUGUCCCCAGACUCGUGACCAGGGAAGGUAGUGUAGGAGAGCAAGGCAGGGAUGCCUGAGCAGGACAAGGACCCCAGAGUCCAAGGAUUUGAUGAUCACGGAAGGGUCCCCAAGGUCACCAGGGAUGCACCGAGUGCAUUUCGGCCCCUGCGGGACAAUGGAGGCCUCUCUCCCUUCGUGCCCAGGCCUGGGCCUCUGCACACAGUCCUCCAUGCCCAGAGGACAGAAGUCAGAGACAAGCAGAGGCCCCAGACCUCCUGCACGAGCUCAGGCACAAAACGAAACGCCAUCUCGAGCUCCUACAGCUCCACGGGAGGCUUCCCGUGGCUAAAGCGGAGGAGGGGGCCAGCCUCAUCCCACUGCCAGCCAACCCUCAGUUCCUCAAAGAAGGUCAGUGAGGACGGACCUCAGGCUGUCUCUUCGGGUCACACUCAGCGUGCACCAAGGCAGACGCUCGCCCCCAGGAAAGGCUCCCCCAGAUCCCAGGCCUCUAGGCCCUGUGGACGCAAGUUUCCCCUGCUGCCACGCAGGCGAGGGGAGCCUCUGAUGAUGCCACCUCCGUUAGAGCUGGGGUUCCGGGUCACUGCUGAAGACCUGGACCGGGAGAAGGAGGCUGCGUUCCGGCGGAUCAAUAGUGCACUGCAGGUUGAGGCCAAGGCCAUCUCGGACUGCAGACCCUCAAGGCCUUCCUACACUUCGUGCUCACUUGCAGCAGGGGCUUCUGGUCUGCCUUCUGUUUCUAAAGCACCCAGUAUGGAUGCACAGCAGGGAAGACACAACCCCCAAGACGGCCUGGGCCUAGUGGCCCCCCUAGCUUCUGCUGCAGGGACCCCCUCUACAGUUCCUGUGUUUGGGAUGCAGCACAGACCACCAGGCCCCCUCCUGUUCGUCUCCUCAUUUCCCCUUCCUCCCACCUUUUUCUACUUCUGGGACUCAGCCCAGGUCCUCUGCCUGAUUGCUGCACCCUUCCCAGCUGUAAGCAUGGACGGAAGCAUUUCUGGAGCCAGUUCCAGCCCGCCACCCACGCCCAUGGAAAUUGACAGUAGUGAAGCGGACGGAGCUCGGCAUUCCGUCAGAAGAAACCCUUUAAAGAGAAAGGCCGAUUGGUAA
Molecule: messenger RNA, 1707 nt
Organism: Nomascus leucogenys (northern white-cheeked gibbon)
Lineage: Eukaryota; Metazoa; Chordata; Mammalia; Primates; Hylobatidae
Product: putative POM121-like protein 1
Source: RefSeq, a predicted model, not a curated record